AUGAAUUUCAAUGUGUUCGGACGCUACGGGGACCAGCAGAACUGCAGCCAGGAGGCCAGUGCGUCCAGGAAGAAGGGCUCUCUGUGGUACAGGCGCUCUCUGAAGGGACGCAGCAGACAGACGCAGAACAACCCUGCUUUAACCUGCAAGCCCAAGCAGCCCACAUCUCUGGUGGAUUACUCAGACCCACAAAGAACCACACUUGUACUUGAAAAACCAGACAAUGAAUCAUAUGGAUUUGAAAUUCAGACGUACAUCCUCCCACAGAAGAGCAGCUGUGCAGAGGAGACGUGCACUCUGAUAGGUGCGGUUCAGGAGGACAGUGUUGCCGACAGUGCUGGGCUGACCACAGGAGAUAUCAUCAUAGCAGUAAAUGGCGCUAGCACAGAAGGAAUGAAGCAUCAGCACAUAUCAGACAUAAUCAGAGGGUCCCCUAAUAGACUCAAAAUAGAAACUGUAAGUGGAAAUGCAGUGAAGCAGGUUGAGCUGGAGAAGAAACGGAACCAGCUAAAGCAUUCUCUUUGUGAGAAGUUGUUGGAGCUGCGAGCGCUGAGUUUACAGGAAGAGCGCCUUCAGAGAGGUAAAAGCAAUAGUCUGCAUUCUUCAGCGGACUAUGACAGGAGUACCCUUCCUGGCAGAUGGGGGCGGCGUUUCUCCAGUGACAGCAGCUGCAGAAGCACUGUGACUGAGGACAGUGACCAGGCCAGUGUCUUUGGAGACAUGUACUCACCGAGUCCCCUCAGCGAGACUGAUGAGAACUGCUUCUUCUCCAAAGACUUUUCUUCCCACACGUUUCGCAGCAGCUCCAGUCUGGCCGGCAGUAGCACGUCCUUGUCUCCGGCUUGGGAUGAAGCUAAAGUUUCUUCCAUAUUCGGGACUUUGCCGAGAAAAGGCAGGAGAGCCAGUGUCCGCAAGCACAUCCUCAAGCUGCUCCCAGGUUUUCAUAGCUCUGUGGAGGAAGAAGAGACUGGAAUGAAUGCUCAAAGAUAA
Molecule: messenger RNA, 990 nt
Organism: Knipowitschia caucasica
Lineage: Eukaryota; Metazoa; Chordata; Actinopteri; Gobiiformes; Gobiidae
Source: the annotation of a GenBank genome assembly